UAAAUCAUCUGGGUGUUCAUAACGGAGCUCCAUUCUUUGAUUUCUGGUUCGAUCCAAUACAAUUAUGAUGCCGUCUCUUACACUUUCACACUCCCUCCAGCCAUUUUUCCCUGGCAACCUUCAUUUUCCUCUUCAAAACUGCGAAACUGAACGAGAAGCGAAGCAAUUCCACGCUCUCUCGCUCAAAACAGGCUCAUUGAAUCACCCUUCGAUAUCUCCUCGUCUUUUGGCUCUCUAUGCAAAUCCCAGAAUCAACAAUCUCGAAUAUGCUCAAUCCCUCUUUGACUGGAUUCGAAAACCCACUUUGGUUUCUUGGAAUAUGCUCAUCAAGUGCUACAUUGAGAAUCAACGUUCAAAUGAUGCCAUUGCGUUGUUUUGCAAAUUGCUCUGUGAGUUCAUGCCUGAUUCUUUUACAUUGCCUUGUGUUCUAAAGGGUUGUGCUCGAUUGAGUGCACUACAGGAAGGGAAACAGAUUCAUGGGUUGAUAUUGAAAAUUGGGAUUGGUGUGGAUAAGUUUGUUUUGAGUAGUUUGGUUAAUAUGUAUUCUAAAUGUGGUGAGAUUGAGCUGUGUAGGAAAGUGUUCGAUCGAAUGGAAGAUAAGGAUGUAGUAUCAUGGAAUUCUUUGAUUGAUGGGUAUGCUAGAUGUGGUGAAAUUGAACUUGCACUGGAGUUGUUUGAUGAAAUGCCUGAGAAGGAUAAUUUCUCAUGGACUAUUCUGGUUGAUGGGCUUUCUAAAAGUGGGAAGCUCAAGGCUGCUAGAGACGUGUUUGAUCGAAUGCCUACUCGAAAUUCUGUAUCUUGGAAUGCUAUGAUUAAUGGCUACAUGAAAGCUGGGAAGUUUAACACGGCACGAGAAUUAUUCGAUCGGAUGCCAGAGAGAAACCACGUUUCAUGGAAUUCAAUGAUCACUGGAUAUGAGCUGAACAAGCAGUUCACUCAAGCCUUGAAGCUGUUUGAGGUCAUGUUGACAGAAGAUAUAUCACCCAAUCAUGCCACUCUCCUUGGAGCUUUUUCUGCAGCUUCAGGAUUGGCUAGUCUUGGGAAUGGAAGAUGGGUUCAUUCCUAUAUAGUGAAAAAUCGAUUCAAAACAGACGGUGUGCUCGGCACAUCGCUGAUAGAAAUGUACUCCAAGUGUGGCAGCAUUAAGGAUGCCCUCAGAGUUUUUCAGUCUAUUCCCAAGAAGAAAUUGGGGCAUUGGACGGCUAUAAUUGUUGGCUUAGGAAUGCAUGGUUUGGUGGAGCAAACUCUUGAGCUAUUUGAUGAAAUGUGCAGAACUGGGUUGAAGCCACAUGCUAUUACUUUCAUUGGUGUGUUGAAUGCUUGUAGUCAUGCAGGAUUUGCCAAAGAGGCGCGUCGGUACUUCAAAACAAUGACAGAUGAUUUUGGAAUUGAGCCUUCUAUUGAACACUACGGUUGCUUGAUUGAUGCUCUGUGUCGAGCUGGAUACCUUGAAGAGGCAAAGGAUACCAUCGAGAGAAUGCCCAUCAAAGCAAACUAUGUAAUUUGGAUGAGUCUGCUAAGUGGUUCAAGGAAACAUGGUAGCACAAGAAUGGGGGAAUAUGCAGCUCAUCAUCUGAUGGAUUUAGCACCGGAUACUACUGGAUGUUAUGUUAUUCUUUCGAACAUGUAUGCUGCAACUGGCUUGUGGGAAAAAGUUCGUCAAGUUAGAGAAAUGAUGAAGAAAAAAGGAAUCAGAAAGGAUCCAGGAUGCAGUUCCAUUGAGCAUCAAGGUUCAAUCCAUGAAUUCAUUGUGGGAGAUAGGUCACAUCCUCAAACCGAAGAGAUCUACGUCAAGCUGCAUGAGAUGAAAGAGAAGUUGAAUGUAGCGGGACACGUUCCCGACACGACGCAAGUUCUGUUAUGCCUUGAAGAGGAUAAUGAGAAAGAAGCAGAACUUGAAACUCACAGUGAGAGGUUAGCAAUAGCUUUUGGUCUUCUUAAUAUCAAGCAUGGAAGUCCUAUCCGCAUUAUAAAGAAUCUUCGUAUUUGUAAUGAUUGCCAUGCUGUGACUAAAUUUAUAUCUGAUAUUUAUAACCGUGAGAUCAUUAUCAGAGAUGGUAGUCGAUUCCAUCACUUUAAAAGUGGGUCAUGUUCUUGUAAGGAUUUUUGGUGACUUCAUCUCUUCUUAGUUGGUGGUAAAUCUUUCCUUCCUGCUUGAGCAACUAGCAUCAUGUUUAUCCCGCUGGGAGAAGGAAAGUUCGGAGAAGGUCAAACUCUGGGUGGGUUGCCAGGUUUCGCCUACACUAUGUUUUCACAAGAUUGAACAUUUUUUCUACAACUGAUGUAAAGGAGUUCCAGAGCACAAGGGAAUGGUCUUUCACUCCUGGGACCGCCUCAUCUAUGUACUCGGGCCCCUCUCUCGAAGAUGCUUGCGCGAUAUGAGAAAAAAAGCCAGGGUAGAGCCUCGGAGCCGGCCCAAGCGAAGGGAAAGCCAUUGAGACGGCAGACUCACCAGUCAGGCACACCGUGAGGCUGACUACAGCAGACCGGGAGGUUACAAUUCCUGUUCCUUGUCCUCAUGAUGCCAGGAAAAAAAAAAAACUGUGAAUAGGACGCAACAUUUGCCAAGAUGCAUGCUGAAAUUCUAUAUGUGAAAAGAAGACAUAGCACAGAGAACUUUGAACUUUAAUGGAUGUUUCUACU
Cucurbita moschata (crookneck pumpkin) is the source of this 2643-nucleotide messenger RNA. Its product is annotated as pentatricopeptide repeat-containing protein At1g08070, chloroplastic-like. Gene Ontology annotation, molecular function: protein binding; zinc ion binding; RNA binding. Lineage: Eukaryota; Viridiplantae; Streptophyta; Magnoliopsida; Cucurbitales; Cucurbitaceae. The coding region runs from base 65 to 2113 and encodes 682 amino acids. The record is from RefSeq and is a predicted model, not a curated record. Gene Ontology annotation, biological process: RNA modification. The transcript has 2 exons.